Molecule: messenger RNA, 7168 nt
Organism: Mizuhopecten yessoensis (Yesso scallop)
Lineage: Eukaryota; Metazoa; Mollusca; Bivalvia; Pectinida; Pectinidae
Product: ubiquitin carboxyl-terminal hydrolase 32-like
Exons: 35
Coding region: 101-6061 (1986 amino acids)
Biological process (GO): protein deubiquitination
Cellular component (GO): Golgi apparatus
Molecular function (GO): calcium ion binding; cysteine-type deubiquitinase activity
Source: RefSeq, a predicted model, not a curated record
UGUCGCGUGAUGUAUCAUGGAUGACAAGGAAGAGGAUAUAUCGCCUCUCGACAUGUCAUAACUAAAUGUUUCGUGGAAAUUAAUACCAAAUCAAGGCGAAAUGGGUGGAAAGGAGUCCAAGUUGUCGUACAUCCCGUACGAGGAUGUUAUGAAACGAAUACGAGACAAUGAGAUGAAGAGACUCAAAGAUGCUUUUAAGAGGGUGUCAAGUUUUGGAGGGAUGAUGACGGAGACCAUGUUUACAAGGGAAGUGCUGGGGGACGGCGUACCCGACAAUAUAUCACAGCUGCUGUACAAGGGGUUCGGAGGGACAUCUAAGGGCGUGUCCUUCAAGGACCUGCUGACCGGAUUAAUCAUCAUCACUAAAGGGUCAAAAGAGGACAAAAUCAAAUUGAUAUUCGGUAUGUAUGCUGACGAGUCCUACACAUAUGUACAGAAAGAUGAUAUGGACAGACGGAUACUGGAGACAGAAGGACAAGUAUCAACAGCUUUAUCAGAUCUAUUCCUCGAGAGUGACCAGGUCGGCUUCGAACAGUUCCGGUCGUGGUUAUAUCACCAUCCUGACGCCACCAUCAUUACAAAAUGGCUGCUCAUGGAGCCAAUGACGAUAUCCCUGUCUAACGACACAGACACACCCACUUUCUACCAGACCCUGGCUGGGGUCACCCACUUGGAGGAGAGCGACAUCAGCGAGUUAGAUAAACGCUACUGGGUAUUAAAGUCGCAGUCCAAGAGCGGCAAGUUUGACGUUGAGACGUUCAAGGCCCUGGUGUGUCCACCAGUGCCAGAGUCUGUGUGUGAAGGUUUGUUUAAGGCAUUUGAUGAGAAUCGUGACAAUCAUAUUGACUUUAAAGAGAUGGCAUGUGGAAUAUCAGCGUGUUGUCGUGGACCCAGUACAGAGAGGCAGAAGUUUUGCUUUAAAGUAUUUGAUGCCAACCAUGACAACAAGCUGAACCACGCUGAACUGAAGAGUAUGCUCAAUGCUUUACUACUCAUCAGGUUUGAGAGCCGCAGUGGGGCCGAGCUAGAGUCUGACAUGUUCCACAAGAUGGAUCCUCACUCGGUAGCCAGUGAGAUUCUAGCCUGUCACGACACAGAUAAGGGACUCAAGGACACAUAUGUGUCAAAAAGGGAUAACGAAGAACAGGAUAAACACCAGGAUGGCUGUAUCUCCAUGGCAGAAUACCUGGUAUGGACAGUCAACAAUACGCUGGCUGAUGACUUCCUCGAUCUCCUUAGUCAGGUAGGUAUAUACACAACUAAUAAAUACCUGGUAUGGACAGUCAACAAUACGCUGGCUGAUGACUUCCUCGAUCUCCUUAGUCAGGUAGGUAUAUACACAACUAAUAAAUACCUGGUAUGGACAGUCAACAAUACGCUGGCUGAUGACUUCCUCGAUCUCCUUAGUCAGGUAGGUAUAUACACAACUAAUAAAUACCUGGUAUGGACAGUCAACAAUACGCUGGCUGAUGACUUCCUCGAUCUCCUUAGUCAGGUAGGUAUAUACACAACUAAUAAAUACCUGGUAUGGACAGUCAACAAUACGCUGGCUGAUGACUUCCUCGAUCUCCUUAGUCAGGUAGGUAUAUACACAACUAAUAAAUACCUGGUAUGGACAGUCAACAAUACGCUGGCUGAUGACUUCCUCGAUCUCCUUAGUCAGGUAGGUAUAUACACAACUAAUAAAUACCUGGUAUGGACAGUCAACAAUACGCUGGCUGAUGACUUCCUCGAUCUCCUUAGUCAGGUAGGUAUAUACACAACUAAUAAAUACCUGGUAUGGACAGUCAACAAUACGCUGGCUGAUGACUUCCUCGAUCUCCUUAGUCAGGUAGGUAUAUACACAACUAAUAAAUACCUGGUAUGGACAGUCAACAAUACGCUGGCUGAUGACUUCCUCGAUCUCCUUAGUCAGGUAGGUAUAUACACAACUAAUAAAUACCUGGUAUGGACAGUCAACAAUACGCUGGCUGAUGACUUCCUCGAUCUCCUUAGUCAGGUAGGUAUAUACACAACUAAUAAAUACCUGGUAUGGACAGUCAACAAUACGCUGGCUGAUGACUUCCUCGAUCUCCUUAGUCAGGUAGGUAUAUACACAACUAAUAAAUACCUGGUAUGGACAGUCAACAAUACGCUGGCUGAUGACUUCCUCGAUCUCCUUAGUCAGGUAGGUAUAUACACAACUAAUAAAUACCUGGUAUGGACAGUCAACAAUACGCUGGCUGAUGACUUCCUCGAUCUCCUUAGUCAGGUAGGUAUAUACACAACUAAUAAAUACCUGGUAUGGACAGUCAACAAUACGCUGGCUGAUGACUUCCUCGAUCUCCUUAGUCAGGUAGGUAUAUACACAACUAAUAAAUACCUGGUAUGGACAGUCAACAAUACGCUGGCUGAUGACUUCCUCGAUCUCCUUAGUCAGAUUUGCCAUAUAGUAUUAGGACUAAAGCCUCAGAAAAGGGAAGAAGAAGGAAAAAUUGUCAAUGACUGGCUGUCACGGGAGUCGCGGAAGCCGUUCCGUGUGGGACAGGUGUGGUACCUCUUAGCCAUGCAGUGGUGGAACUCCUGGAUAGAAUAUGUCAGUCCUACGGCAGUGGAGGCGAACGUUCUUUUGGACCAGAACGGGAUUGAGAAGGGAUCAUUCCUGGACUCGCCAGUGCACCAUAGAAUAACUAAAGGAAAGCAUCAAUCAAAAACACUUCCCUGGGACGAUGAUUCUGUGAUUGUUGUCAAUGUCACCAAGGGAACUAACUCUGAACUCGGUGGUGCGACCAAUCAAGUUCGUAACCACACGUUACCUCGAGCGUCAAACCAUAGCUCUGUGUAUAGCAGCCCCCUCAGGCACUGUCUAAACCCAGGCGAGUCAACUGUGGUCAAUCGUAGUCCUAGUCCCUCACCUAAACUGCGGAAGAAAAAUGUUCAUUCUUGUAAUUCUGUGCCCCCUCGACCAGGAGCUAUCGACAACAGUCAACUGAUAGCUCUCAAUACCACCAAGGUUUCAUCAUUAACAAAUGAAGGGGGUCGUCUCAAAAGAGAUACAAUGUUAGUGAGAGGAAAAGAUUUUGAGCUAGUCCCUGAGCCGGUGUGGCGAGCCCUGUCCGUGUGGUAUGGCACCGACACACCGCUACCAAGAACUGUGAUAGCCUCGGCAAACAAUGAUGGUAUUCCAGAGCUGGAACUGUACCCUGUGACAGUACGACUACAGCGCCAUCAGAUGCCAAGUCAACGCCCCGCCCACAUGACGACGUUUACCGGGAUGAUGUCAGGCAUUGGUGGUAUGGCAUUAUCGAUGACCAACUUUGUGGCUAACAGCCCCCAGACGCCGCGACGGUUUGUGGCGUACUCGGCGACGUUUAGUCAGCAGCACACCUUACAGCAGGUUUACGAGUUCCUGUGUACGAAACUGAGGCUCAACAGGGAGGACAUGCGCCUUUGGAAAAUAGGACAGAAAGAAGAUAACAUGACAUUGCUGGACGAUGAGAAUACCCUGAUAGAGGAGUGUGCUUUAGAGGAAAACCAGCUCGUCCUCAUAGAGAUUCGUAACAAAGAUCUCACUUGGCCUGAAGAAAUGUCACAACUCGCCAAAAACAAAACAUUUCGCAAAGAUCAAGCUCCUACCCAUAAAGGUGCGACUGGUCUCAAUAACCUUGGUAACACAUGUUUUAUGAACGCUGCAGUCCAGUGUGUGUCCAACACAUGGCCUCUCACUCACUACUUCAUAGGUGGAUUACACCUGUUUGAACUCAAUAGGACCAACCCCUUAGGUAUGAAAGGACACAUUGCUCAACGGUAUGGGGAUCUAGUCAAGGACCUCUGGAGUGGGACUGCCAAGUCAAUAGCACCCCUCAAACUUAGGUGGACGAUAGGAAAAUAUGCACCUCGCUUUAACGGCUUCCAGCAGCACGACUCUCAGGAACUUCUCAGCUUUCUGUUGGACGGCCUUCAUGAAGAUCUCAACAGGGUUCAUGACAAACCCUAUGUUGAGCUGAAGGACAGUGAUGGGCGACCAGACAACACAGUAGCAGAGGAGGCAUGGGAGAAUCACCUGAAGAGGAACCAGUCUAUUAUAGUCGACUUUUUCCACGGUCAGUUAAAGUCUGAGGUCAGAUGUCAGGAGUGUAGCCAUGCCAGUGUGAGGUUUGAUCCAUUCAACUACCUAUCUCUACCCCUACCUAUGGAGAGUUGUAUACACCUGGAGGUCAUAGUGAUGAGACUAGAGGGAACUGUUCCAAAGAAGUAUGGCCUGCGACUGAACAUGGACGAGAAGUAUCGCGCCCUGAAGAGGGAGCUCAGCAAGCUAACAAACAUUCCGUUUGAACAAAUCCUCUUUGUGGAGAUCAUGGGACCGCUUGUCAAAACCCUACCCAAAGAUGAUCAGAAGUUGCGGACAUUACUGGGUGGUGUUCUGUAUGCCUACGAGCUCCCCCCACCUGAGGACAUCAAACCCCUUACUGUAGAGGAGGAAAAGUGCAGUAAAACAAAGAGCAGUUUGGGGCUGAACGACAUACAGAGGGGACUCACAAAAGCCAAAGUCCAGGCAAAGUUAACCAAUGGCAAUGUUCCUUCAAUGAGUCUGUCUACAAGUUCAGACAUUGGGUCACUGUCCACUGGAAACACACCGUCACAUUCCCGUAACCCUAGCGAUGCAGGAAUGAUGGGAAGUCUGAACGGAACACCAGAAAACAACAACAGUAUGGCUCGCUCUAUAGGUGAUCAUCUCUUUAAAGGAUUCGUCAUCAGCGUCCACAGGAAAAUGAACCUGAUGGACGUAUACUUCCUGUCCUCUCAGAAGACACGCCCAUGUUUGUUCGGGACACCAAUUAUCCUUCCAUGUUCUGAGAAAACCAACAACCUUGACCUUUAUCAGUUUGUGUGGACUCAGGUGUCCCGCCUAGUCAGCCCCCUACCCCCCUCAGAGGCCAAAUCAGCAAAUCAUGCUCAGGACUGUGACGACAGUCUUGGUUACGAGUACCCGUUCACGCUGAAGGUGGUACAGAAGGACGGCCUGACGUGUGCCUGGUGUCCCUGGUACAGGUUUUGCCGAGGAUGUCGACUUGAAUGUACAGCGGAUCCUUUUAACUUUGGGAGUUCAUUUAUAGCCAUUGAUUGGGAACCCACAGCACUCCAUCUUCGCUACCAAACCUCACACGAAAAAUUAUGGGAGGAGCACAGUAGUGUAGAGGAGAGUCGCCGGCGACAGACAGAGCCGAUAGACCUGGAUACGUGUCUCCAGGCAUUCACCAAGGAAGAGGAGCUCGGUGAGGAGGAGUUGUACUACUGCUCCAAGUGUAAAAAACAUUGUCUGGCUAUCAAAAAACUGGAUAUUUGGCGAUUACCCCCAAUACUGAUAAUAAACUUAAAAAGAUUCCAAUUCCUAAAUGGCAAAUGGGUCAAGUCCCACAAGAUUGUCAAGUUCCCUAUAGAGGAUUUCGACCCUUCAAAUUACAUUGCACCAACCAGGAAAGCUCACAACAAAAGUCAGAAUUCCACCACCACCACCAGUACCAGUAUCUCCUCUGAUGAGAGCCUCAGCCAAAGCAACCAUUGCUGUCAGAAUAUAAACACCACCACCCACCCAAACCCUGUGCCAAACGAGCGCAUGUGGGGCUCCGUCUCCAGCGGAAUCUCCUCCGACGAAUCAGGUUCUGUUAUGGAUACCAGUGACUACAGUCAGAUGAAUGGUGACAGUAGGACAGGGGACAGCAGCGAGUCUUCCAGCCUCAGCAAGCCCUGCCAACUGUGUGCAGCCAACCGUGGCAAUGACUACUCCAAUGUCAAAUAUAACCUAUAUGCAAUGUCGUGCCACACAGGGAUACUUGGUGGGGGACAUUAUGUUGGAUAUGCAAAGAACCCCAACAAGAAGUGGUAUUGCUAUAACGACAGCAGUUGUAAGGAGAUACCUGUGGGUAGCCUUGACACCAACUCCGCCUACAUCUUAUUUUAUGAACAGCAGGGCUUAGAUUUUGCCAAAUUCAUGCCAGAUCUAACAGGAAAAGAACCAGAUCUUCAGGAGAUAGAGGAUGAGUUUGAAUCAGACUUUAAAAAGAUGUGUGUUCUCCAAUGACACAGCACCAGUGCUGUACUGUAACCUGCUGUAACUAACCCUGUACUGUAGUAAUCCUCAACAGGACAGAGUUAGCCUCAACACUCACAUUAAGGAAUCAAAAAGUAAUUAAGGCAAUCCAAAUCAAGAAAUGUGAUUCCUUAGAAAUAUGUGAUGUAAUGAUUAUUGGUUUGAAAUGUGAGUCUGUGUGUAGAUAAAUUUACAUGUGCAGGAGUACAGCGGAAUCAUUGUCUAUAUAAUUCAGUGUUACAGUUUGUGAUGGUCAUUGUCACCUCAUCAUUGAUAUGCAGAACUGUCCUCAAGUUUUCUCACGACGUUAUUCUUAUCACUGCUAUGAUAUGCUUAAGUUUCAAAGUUAGAUACAUCCUUCGAAGAUGGAGAUUUUAAUGAUGUAGUGUGGCAAGUUUGAUGUCAAAGCAGAGCUACAACUAGUGUAAGGACAGAGAAUUGAUAGAUAAACAGGAAUUAAGUAAGGACCAGUACAGGCGGUCACUGGGUAGAGGAAGUUACAGUAUUAUGACACAUAGCAGGCCACAGCUGUGAAGAGGAAGUUGUCGCUGUGGAGAGUAUAUUCUGAAGAUAAUUAACCAGUUAUUAUAGGUCACGAAUUUGUAUACCGUAUUACUUUCAUUUAUACUUCUGUUGCUGUUAGCUAUGCUCCAUACUUAUCUGUGUCAGAACAAAGAUGUAUAUCUCUUACUCACAUGUAUAUGUAUAUCACCGUGACAACUGUUGCUAACAGUUAUAUGUGGUUAUCACUAUGACAACCAUUGUUAACAGAUGUGUUUGUUUAUCACCACAACAAUCAAUGUCAACAAGAAUGUGUGUUAUUAGCACAACUACAAUAGUCAACAGCUAUUUGUGGUCAUCAGCAUAACAACCAUUGUCAAAUCAUGUCGAAUUAUCACUAUGACAUCAGUUGUCAGAAGUUGUGUUUGGUUAUCACCAUGACAACCAAAUAACUGGUUAUUUGACUGAUCAUUAUACCAUCAACUGGUCAUGGUUGAUAUAGUAGACUGAUCAUUAUACUGUCAACUGGUCAUGGUUGAUAUAGUAGACUGAUCAUUAUACUGUCAACUGGUCAUGGUUGAUAUAGUAGACUGAUCA